AUGUGUUCACUUCUUCGCUUUGGCACCCUUCGCUUCUCGCAACCGUUGAGUACUACUCAACAAACGGGCGUUUCCUGUUCUUCUCACUAUUACCUUCCUUUUAUUCCCCACACCCAAGGUCCCCAAGCUAUGCUAGACGAUAUGAACACCCUGAUUGAUUCGCUAAAGAAACGUACACUUGAACUGGAAAAACAGCUGUCCGCAAGCUAUGCGGACGUAGAUCGUAUCAGCUUGGAUCUGUGUAAACUCCGUAGUCGGCUGCUGGAAGAUGGUGUCAUAAAGUAUUUGGAGAGGCAAGCGUGA
Molecule: messenger RNA, 303 nt
Organism: Opisthorchis viverrini
Lineage: Eukaryota; Metazoa; Platyhelminthes; Trematoda; Opisthorchiida; Opisthorchiidae
Exons: 1
Coding region: 1-303 (100 amino acids)
Source: RefSeq, a predicted model, not a curated record